Molecule: messenger RNA, 738 nt
Organism: Cooperia oncophora
Lineage: Eukaryota; Metazoa; Nematoda; Chromadorea; Rhabditida; Trichostrongylidae
Source: the annotation of a GenBank genome assembly
AUGCGGACUCAUACAGGAGAGAAACCGUUUGAAUGUAACUUUUGUGGGAUGAAGUUCACACAGCGCACUCCGAUGCUCAAUCAUAUCCGCAGGCACUUGGGUCAGAUGCCAUAUGCUUGUAACUACGGAUGUGGAAGAAAGUUUGUCAACAAUGCACAGAGGAACGCUCACGAGCUAAGGCACCUUGGCACGAAACGAGCAGGUCCUCCUCGUCCUCAUCUGAAACCUCCCAAGCGAACUAUUUCCAACAAAGUCCCCACGAAAUCUGACACAACAUCACGACAAUCAGAAGAGGAACGUUCCCCAAUGGUUGAUUUUGCGCCACCCGUUGGUCAGCUUGAACCACCCAUCUCCGCCACAGCCAGCAAAAGAUUGGAUGAAAUUAUUGAGUCAGUGGUAUCCGGCGUUCCUAUCAAGAAACGAAAAGUACGGCCAAAUCGUGCACCUUUGCUUGUCCAAUGCCAAAUCUGUGGCCUAAUGCUGAAGCAUGCCAGCAAAAUUCGAGCCCAUAUACGUACUCAUACCGGUGACAAGCCGUACGCCUGCAUGUAUUGCGAUGAACAUUUUGGCACAUCGGGAACGCUGAAUAUGCAUAUUAAGAGAAAGCAUACAUCAGGAGAAAGACCGUAUGCCUGCACUUGGGAGUGUGGAAAGAGAUUUGUAAGCCUCUCGACGAGAAACGAACAUGAAAGCUCCUCGAUAGGGUGGCAGCCUUUGCUAACCGUCUCAUCUUCGUAA